This is a messenger RNA of Taeniopygia guttata (zebra finch), 16322 nucleotides long. The record is from RefSeq and is a predicted model, not a curated record. NCBI's taxonomy places the organism in Eukaryota, Metazoa, Chordata, Aves, Passeriformes, Estrildidae.
UGUCCUAACCUGGGGCUUUCACUGCUCGGAGACGGCGAGCUCUAGGGAGGGCCCGGUCUCCGGCUGCUGUAGGGGCGAGAAGGGCGGCUGCAGAGCCGGCCGCGGUCCCACGCUGGCGAGCUUGCCGCAGCGCGCUGGUUCCGGGAGCUCAGCCCGCCUUGCCGUGUCCCGGCUGGGACGCGCUUUUUGCCCGCUGGUGCCCAGGGCAACCAGCCGAGGCCGCGCAGUCCCUUGUGCCGUUCCCCGGUGUGCCCGCGGCCCCUGCGCGAAGGGCGUCGCAGCUGGCACGGCGGCCAAGCCCCGUACGUGUCGGUGAAGUUUGUGCAUCUCGCGGAAUGGUGCGAUUUCCCCCAGCUCCCUGCCCCGUGCAACAGGGGAGUCUAGAUUCACUUGGAAGAAGUCAAAAGUCUAGUUGUUGGGCAUUUCAAAGACAGCGUUUACAGUGUUAACAUACUUGGUAACCUGCAGGGGGUAGUUUUUUUAGUUUUUCUUUGUUUGUUUUGGUAUUUUUGUUUAGUUUUUUACAUUGAUCCUUUGAAUAGCAUAUGCAGUUUUGAGAGUUGUUCUUUAAGCCGCUUUCUCGAAGUGCUAUGUCAUCAUAUCCUGAAACUUUGUUAUACUCGAUUUUAUUGAUAGCUAGCGGUCUGUAACUUCUGCUACAGAUUUCUACAGACAAAAGCUAUCUGUCCCAUUUUACUGGGUUCACCUUCCCAAGAUUUACUACCAACUUGACUGUUACUUUUGUGAUCUCUUAAGCUAUUUUGUAGUGACAGUAGUUAGCAGGUUUUAUAUCUAGAGGUCUGGUGUAAAAACAAAGGAUUGUUGACACUUUUGGGAAACAGCCUAUAUAGGAUUAGACAAUAUCCUGUGAGAGUGUCUUCGGUGAAUAUUUGCAUUGCAGAUUAGAGCUUCCGUUUUAUGUCAGAUUAUUUGAGAUUUGUCUUAAUAGCUAUUUAAAUUUGCAAAACCAUAGAAUGGAUCACAUUGUAACAUAAUGCAGGAAGAAUAGCUGCCUCAAUUUCCAAAUAAUUGGUUAAAUUCUUCCAAGCUUUGAAAAGUAAGUAUUGUGUACUUCUGUUUAUUGCAAAUCAUUACCCAGAAUCUAAUGUUUACAAUAAAAGGAACCUGAUGAUUAAGUAGGAAGAAAAUCCUUUUAACAAGGGCAAAACACACGGGAAGAGCUUAAUCUUGAGGAUUGCUGAUUAAACACUAUAGAAAACACAAGAACAAAAACACCCACAACAAACCCAGCCCACUGUAAAUGGAAGCUUUAACUGUUUCUUGAGACUAUCGCUUCAUUUAUAGGCUAUGUGACCAUGCCUCUUCACUGCUUGGGUUGGUAGGCUUCAAAAUACUUGUUUUCUUCUAAGAAAAGAAAUUUAGUGAAGAUAAUGGCAGGUAAUUAUCGCCCAGGUUCUAGCAGAAAGUUGAAUUUAAGUGAUUAUUGCAUUUUCUAAUUUUUAUGUACAUACUUUUUUUGAGCAUAUGUACUUUUUUACAUUUAUUUCAUAAUCUGAAAGAAGAAUAGCAUUUGGAAUAAUGGCAACAGGAGACCUAAAUGGAAGUUUAAGAAAAAUUGAACAAGGACUUCGCUUGUUAAAUUAUCCAAGAGAUGUGGAUUAUACAGUGUUAGUAAAGGGUGAUCCAGCUGCAUUUUUACCUAUCAUCAGCUAUUGUUUUACAUCUUUUUCAACUUGUAUAGCAGAGCUUUUGGUAAAGUGUGAUGUGGAACUGACAGCCAAGAGUGACUUGCGUUUUAUCGAAGCUGUUUAUAAGUUUCUUCGAGAUCAAUUUCAGUAUAAACCAAUUUUAACAAAAGAGCAGUUUCUUCAGGUUGGCUUUGCAGAAAGAAAAAUGCAAAUUGUUUGUGACAUUAUCAACUGUGUGGUGAAGAAACAUAAGGAGUUGAGUAACUCUAGUAAGGUUAAAUCCCAAACAAGAAAAAAAAUCAGACCUUUUAAAUUUGAAGCAUGGUCAAAUUGUGGUAAAGGUCUUGCUGAUCCAAGUCGCAGUGCUCUGAAUUCUAAACAGCAUACUCAAAAGAAGCCUCUAGUUGAACGGCACUCAGGAAAUGAAGUUAGUGGUGAUCUUCAUCUACUGCCCCUUCCAGCACAGGGAGGGACUGAGGAAGAAUUGUGCCCAGAUCAUGGUAUUGUGGAAGUUAAAUGUGAACAAGUCAUAGAAGAAAAUUCACAAAUUGAGUUUUUAAAGAAUCAGCUUGCUGAUUUCCAGGAAAAGCUUCAUAAGCUAGAUUGGAUGGAAGAUAAGCUACAAGUUUUAGAAGAGAAACUGCAAGGAAAGGUGAUCAUAGACGAGAAGGACUGGAAUAACUUAUUGAAUCGAGUUUUGCUUCUUGAAACAGAACUGUUAUUACAAUCCAGAAAGAGAGACUUACCUAAAGAGUUCAGCAAUAUAAAUCAAAAAAGAACUUCUAGUAGCAUUCCAGUUUCUCUUGAUACAGAGAGGAAUGAGGAGAUGCCAGAGAGUCAUCUUCAGUCGUCUGGAUGCAGUUCACUGUUAUCCACAGACCAAUCUCCCAGAGACAUGACCAUUAAUUCUCAUGAUCUGACAGACAUUUCAAAGAAACUGCUUCUUCAGUUUAUAUCUGGAUUACAUAUCUGGGGAAAGCUAGAAGAGCAAGCUCAUUGCUUCUGCUACCAGUACUAAAGCUGAUUCUCCUUUCUAGUUUUAUCUUCAUAUAUUUGUUUUUUGCUGAAAAAGAAAAAGAUCAACACUGCCUAUACUCUAGUAUAAACAGAAUUAGUUUUGUGUUUAUGUAAAAAAAAAUAUAUAUAUCCCAGAGCAAGAACUUUAAGAAAUGUCGGAAAUACUCUUUUGGCUGUAUUAUUGUAGUGUGGCUUUUAACAUGCCUGUUACUCCAAGCCCUUGUGUUAACGUGUUUUGAAUAGCAUUACCCUUAAGCAAUUUUUCUCUCAUUCAGUAAAGAAGGAAUUUUUAAUAAUGUUUAUUACUGUGUCAAGUCAAUCUGUGAGUAUUUUACUUGCUAAUACUUUUAUGCCUUCAAUUUCAGAAAGAGACAGCUAUUGUUGUGAUGGAUUUUGUGUUCCAGUGAAUCUAGAAACAAGGGAGGGAAGAAAUCAACAGGUUCAGUCAAGUACCAGGCAAAAGUGCUGUUCUUGUUCUCUCAUUCCAUUCUUUUGGUAGAGAUUCUGUAUCAAUUAGGAUUAUUUUUCAAAAAUGACCUCAGGGGACAUUGUGCAGGCUCUUGCAGAAUGUGUACCAUGAGAGAGGUCAUGGUCUAGAAAAGGUAAAUCUGGGAAAUAUUACAUAGAAGCUGUAGAUAAGCAUACUGUAAGACUGUGACUAUGUUUGCAUAAUUAGCAUGACUGGAGGCAAAAAUACAUAAACAGCAACUAUCAAGUAUGAAAACAAUGUUUGCAGAACAGGAAUAGGUCAAUAGGGAAGGAACCUGAGUAUUUCCAAUGUUAUUUGGAUAGGUAGACGUUUGCUUGAGAUUCUGCAUAAAUCAUACAAAUACAUUCUUGUCUUCUGUUUUCUGUUUGAAACCUGGAUUCUUCAAUGCAAAAUGUAAUGUCUCUGAUAUUUUCUAAAGGGGCUGGUUUUUCUCUGUGCAGUGUGAUACUCUGCCUCCAGUAUCUCAUUUUAGCAUAGGGAGAAUCAACUUGGAAUCCAUCGCAUAGUUAGAUUUGUCAUAUAUCUUGUUUAGUGUUUGUCAGCAUUGAACUAUUUCAGCAAAUUGCUUUUUCACUCAGUAUUUUCAGUAAAUAUUUUUUCACCAUUUCUGAUCUUAUCAGCCAAAAUGUUCAUAAUACAAGAUAACCACCCCUUCCAGAACAUUUAUGAUUAGAUUUGGAUUUGAUAUUUUCUACUUCAUUACAGUAGGAGCAGUACACAUUAAAUCUUUGUCCUAAUGAUCUCUUUUAAGUUUUCUUCAGCUUUUUGUUGUCUGACUCUUAACAAAAUGUUAUUCUAGAAAUUUCAGAGAAUUUUCUGAAAGAAAAAUUCCCCAAAUUCAGGAAUGUCUACAGUCAUCAGAACCUCUUUGAAAUUAUAGACUUCUAUAUCCACCUAUUUCUCUUUCUUUACUUUUUCUUCCUGAUUUAUCCAAGCAAAACAAUUUUAUAUUUUCCCUUUAUUUUUUUUCCUUCCUUCGGUCAAACAUUGGGUUCUUUUUGGCAUGUUAGGUGUAUAUGAAAUGUAAUGGAGAAUGUUGGAAGCAUAAUAUUAAAAAGAAGUUCUCACUUAAAAAUCCCAUUCAAAUGAAGAUGUUGAAGAAGGGUUCUGUUUCUCCUUUUGAGUCUUUUGAGGGUAUUAUAUACCUAAUGUUUAUAUGACUUGAAGAAAAUUAGACAUUUUUCACAGGAAAAAUUGAUGGAUUCUAGGGAAUGAGCAUAGCUAUCACAUAAUUGCACCACAACUUUGAGUGCAACAUCCUUGAAAGGGAAUUGAAUUUCAUACUGUCAGUAGUGUAACAUAACUUAUUAUUUGGUACUUAACAGCAACUUUAACUGUGAGGUAAUGAUUUUACAUUUAAAAUCCCAUUAAAAAGAUAAGCACCUUAAACUGUCCUCUCAGCUCAGUGUCUGUUUCAUAUAAAAGACUUCAUUUUUUUUUUUCUUCUUUCUUAGGGUUUCUGAGGCCCUUUCUGGUACUAAGCUUUAACAACUUGUCUGCCUGAGACCUUAGGGCUACACAGAAAUGUCUGAUGAAAUUGAGGAAGAUUCAAAGCUCCUUACAUAGCUAAAAUUGCAUCAGAUGACCUGUGAGAAACAGGUAUCACUGCAAGUUCAAGUUAAUGUUAAGAUUCCUGUCAGCAAAGGCAAUCAUUUCAGCCCUUUCUUGCAAAGCAACCAAAUAAAGUAUUACUUAAACAUCUGUCAGCAGAGACUUGAGGUCUAGCCCUCAGCUAAGCUAGAAACGCAUAAUGAGGGACACCUGGUCCAAACUGCUUUUGCUUAGACAAAGCUUCAGCACUUCUUUGAUAUAUUGGUAGGCCACAUUUGUGACAAUAGAAAUGAUCUGUCCAACUUAAUUUAUGCAGUCUAAUUAACUCUUCUUUAUUAGGCUUUGCUAUUUAUCUUCACAUUAUAAAAAUUUUCAGCAUCUGAGUGUAUUUUGCCUUUCUUUAAGACUGGUCAAAUUUAAAGUCCUAGUUUUCACUUGUAAAGAAAUUAAGUAUUUAAUAAUUCUGAGGUAAGUAGAAGUCUUCUGAUCUCCUUUCUGUGCGUAUUUACUAUAGCAAGCCAGUAGAAUCCACUUCCUUAGUUUUCUAAAAUGGUCAAUGUUCCACUAUUUAUCCAUUAUAUUACCUAUGACUUCAUCCUCUGCUUUAAUAUGCAUGUUUGCUAAUGCAAUCUUUUGUCACAGGAAGGGUUUAUUUCCUUUAGAUUCCUACCUUUUUAGGUACUCAGAUGCUUCUAGAAGUCUUUUAAAGCUCAGGUUUUUCUGAAAGCUGAGAGCUAAGAAAUAAGACUUCACAUUGCAUUUCCAAAUAGGGCAAAAGGGGGUAAGGCUGUUUUUAACAAAACAGUUGAUAAUCAUUGUCACCUCAACAGAGAAUUUUACUGCUGCUCUUUACUUGAGAUGGGAUAAUAGUUCAUUUACUUGGAAAAAGCAUAAGAAAGGCCAUUAAUAGUUGUUUAUAGAGCAUGAUGGAUGUCACCUUGUAACUACUGAUAUUCUACUGAUAGUAACCUGAAUCUUAGAGUUGUCUUGGGAAAUAAAAAUGUCAGAGUCCCACAGAAAACAUGAUCUUUGCCUCAGUUUUUUCCCUGUACUAUUAAAUGGUGCUACUGUUAAAAAGCUUUAAAGUAAAUGACUAGUUGUUAAAACUAUUGCUGAACCUGAAGAUGUUUUAAACUGUUUUUAAUUUUGUUAUUCAAAUUUGAAUUUUAUGGGUUUCUUAUAUUUUCUCUUGUAGCCUGUGUUUUCUCUUGUAGCCUUUUUAUAGGGAUCCUUGUUUCUUUGCUUCAAGCACUAUCUGGAAGCUCUUGAGGACAAUUUAAAUUGCCAAAUGCUUCAGGAGUUUAUGAAAUCUCUUGUGAUAUCAUAAGGCAGGAUAUUUAUUUGAAAAGUGAGUGUAUACAACGAGAGUCCUUAAUUUCUCAACCAUGUAGAUACAAAUCCUGAGGGUCCUUAAAGAUCUUCUUGAUCCAGCCCAUCUGCCAUGUAGAGGGGCACCUUCCACUAGACCAGGAUGCUCAAAACUCCAUCCAGCUUGACCUUCUAGGGAUGGGGCAUCCACAGCCUCUCUGGGAAACCUGUGCCAAGGUCUCAGAGUGAAGAAUUUCUUCCUAAUAUCUUAUCUAAAUCUGCCCUUUUUGAAUUUGAAGCUAUUCUACCUUGUCCUGUUACUACAUGCCCUUGCAAAAAGUCCCUCUCCAUCUCUUUUGCAGGCCCUCUUGAGGUACUGGAAGGCUGCUUAAAGGUCUCCUCAGAGCCUCCUCUUCUCCAGGCUGGCCAACCCUGACUGUCUCUGCCCGUCUCUGUAGGAGAGGUGCUCCAGUUCACUGAGCAGCCUUGUAAUCUUCACUGUACUUGCUCCAGCAGGUCCAUGUCCUUAUUUUGGGAUCCCAGAGCUGCAUGCAGCAUUCUAGGUGGGAUGUCACCAUAGCAGAGCAGAGGGGCACAAUCCCUUCCCUCAGCUUGCUGCUCACAGUUCUUUUGAUGCAGCCCAGUGUGUGCUUGGUUUCUGGUCAGCAAGUGCAUGUGUCUGGGUCAUGUUGAGCUUCUUGUCAACCAGAGAAAGCAAUCUGUGAUCAAGGAAGGUCUUGGCAAACAGUUUAUCAGCAUUAUUCAGGCAGUCUAACCCAGCACCGUGUCUGUAGAACAUUUAAGUUAAAUUUCCUUCUAAUUAAGUAAACCUGAAGUAUAUCAGUGAAGGUUUGUUUUCCUGGAAUUGAAACAUAGAACAUAAUGUAAGUGACUCAGUUGCUCACUAAUUGAAGCAAUCAGUCAAGAUAAUGAGGGAGGAUUUUCUAGUGAGUGGUGGUGGUGGUUGGGGGGUAGGGGAGGCAUUCAGAAAUUCCUUGAAAAUAGGAACAUAAUUAGUGGGUACAGAAUCAGAAGGAUUUGUGUUAGGUUUGGCUGUGAAGAAGUUGUGCACGCUGGACUCAGAAAUGAUAUUUGAAAAGGUUGUUGCUUAUGUUUGUUGUACUGUACUGUUUUAUUCUCUCACUAAGCAGGUUUUUCUGAUAUAUGGCAACUGUAGAAUAGCUACUGGCUUAAAGUGGAAGAAUAACUGCAAUUCUAAUUUAAAUUGAAUUGUUACUUAAGGGUGGAACUUUUACUUGCUUGCUGUAGUUUGUUCAAGUAAGUAUGUGAUCUGGAUGGUGUUCAGCAUUCAUUAAUCAUGUUUGCAUACCUGUUUUACAGCUGGAUUUUCAAAUCUGGUAUUAAAGUUCAUUUAACAUGCCUUCCAGAAAGUAAAUAUGUCAGUAAGUUUUGGUUGGUUUUACAUACUCAUUCUUCACGUAGUUCAACUUGGUACAAAUCUGUACUGCAUUCAAACUUUAUUCAGAGUUGGUCAAGACUAGUUUCAUUUCAGAUUAUGGAGUGAUUCAGGAACACCUGGAGCCAAGAUUUAUGUCUUUAUCUAAAUUUUGAAAGUACUGUGUUUUUAUAGCUCUUUAGAGGAAAGGCAGGAACUGCAUUAACACUUGUUAGAGCAACAGUUAAUGCAAUGCUGACUAGAACUUAACCCCCUCAAAUAUUAAUGUUAAAAUGUCAAAAAAAAAAAAGGGGGGGGGAGGGUGGAGGAGGAAUUAGUUUAAAUAUUUGUUCUUGGGAAAUUAUUUAUUCUCCUUUAGUUAAGAAGCAGUCAAGUUUUAAAAUAUUUGUGAGACAUUAUAGUAGUGUGAACAAGGUUUGUUUAUUUAUUUGCUGCUGAUCUGGUAUGAAAAGUAAAGACCUCAAGUCCCCAUAGAAGUUAUUUCACUGGAAUAAGUAUGUGAAUAUUUUAAAGCCUGACAGGUUAAAUACACCAGUCACAGACUUUGAAACUGAUGUAUUUCUCAAUUGAAAUAUAUCACUGAAAAUUACCCUUUGGUUAGCUUUUCUUAUGCCAGAGAGAUUCAGACCCAGUAUGUAAGAAAUCUAGAUUUCAAGUUGCAAGGAUCUGAAAACAUCUAGCUUUGACUGCUUCUGUAUAGUAAUGCUAUAUAAUUUAAAAAAUAGUGUCUGCAUAAUGUUGUACACAUAUUUAAAUCCUUUCUCAGAGAUGAUGAAAAUUACAGUGUGUAGCCUCAGGUCCCAUAAUAUCUACACUCUGCAAUUUCCUGGCUUAAAGUACGUAGUAGAAGCCAUGAAUUAUAGAAGUUCUGGCAGGUUUCAGCACUCUAGCCUGCUUUUCCAAACUGUUAAAUAGUGAAAUGAUAGCAUCUUUUACUUUCUUUAGAAAAUUUCAAUCUGCUGGAAUUGUUGUUCAUCACUGACAGCACUCCGUUCAGUAUCAUUUCACUUGAGUCAGGGUGAUAAAUCAUACCUUGCAAUUUCUCUCAAGAAUAUAAAACCAUUCCAACACUACAUCUGUUAAGAAUAUAAUGCUUGUCUUUCUAUGCAGCAGAAUGUAGAUUUAAUCACCGCAGCACCAUUUUGGGGUGUUCAUUCAUGUAUUGGAAUAUUUUGACUAAGCAAGAUGGGUUACUUUCUGAAUAAGAAACAGAUAUAUCUUGGGAUAAUCUCUUCUAUUAAAGAUAGAAUAGAGGAGAUUGUUUAAAAUACCUUCUGGAACUUGAAAGCAGCAAGUGUUUCUAGUGUUUCUGCAGCUGUGUGAAAUGUUUUGCACCUCGAAAUGAAGGUAAUGAAUUAUGGUUACACAAAAGGGGGCAAGCAAAUUCUUUUGACAGUCAGCAAAAGUUGAUUUUGUAGCUUUCUUGAAAAUGAUAAAAAUUUUCCUGUUAAAAAUUACUACAAAAUAAAUGAAAAAUUAUGUAUUUGUAUUUUCAUUUAUUUUUAUGACAGUACUGUGUUGCAUUAUUUUUGCCUCAAUAAAUAUGUUCUGGAAAAAACCAAAUUUUUUCAGGUAUUAGAGUGACCUAACAAAAGUUGACAAAUCUUAUCUAAACAUAUUAUACACUUUUCUUUUCUUGCCCAAAUCCCCAUGACUCAUUCAUACAUUAUCUUGUCUCCUCAACUUGUAAUCUUUUUGCCCCUAUCCUGGUUUGUGCUCUAGGCAGGUUUUACUCCUUUGCAGUCAAUGUGACCCUGUGAUGUAUAGUCCAUGUUCUGAUUUGGGUUAGAUCCAGUUCGUCCAAAUAGACUGAAUACCUGUCAGUAGUUUGAAUGUUUUAGCUCCCCCACAUCCAGCAGCUGGCAAACUUGUUUUUGUUAAAUCUGACCCAUUUAAUCAGAGGUAUCUGUCAAUUUGCCAAAUAAGUGACAAAAAAUGAAAACAAAUCUAGUUUCACUUGUGAGGCUAGCAUGAAGAUAGUGCAAAAUUAAUUUGAUAGUAUACAUUAUAAUGUUAUAAUUGUUUGUACUUUUAGUUUUGCACUGUGACUGUAGUUUGAACAAAAUGAUGAUCAGCUUAAAUAAGGACGCCUAAGCACAAAGUUGUCUCUCAAGAGCCACCAGAAUUCAAAAAGAAAUAUUAAAAUAUAAAUUAAUGUAAUCUAGAGUUGAUAAACUAUCUCCUUUUGUCCAGUUUUAACCACUAGUGAGAAGCUUUUCACCUGGUCAUUUUCCCAAAAUAACCAGCUCAUUUACACAUAUUUCCUUGGGGAUUGGUCUGAUAGGUGUCCUUGAAGCCCACUUACUGCACCGGUCAAGCAAGACUGGUGGCAGGAUUAUGAGGGAAAGGCUGUGGAUACUGUCUGCCUGGACUUCAGCAAAGCCUUUGAUGCUGUCUCUCGCAGCAGUAUCCUGGGAAAAAGCUGCCAGCCCACAGACUGGACAGAUGCGCAGUUCACUGGGUUAAAAACUGGCUGGUUGAUCAGGAGCAGAGAGUGGUGGUGAAUGGUGAUACAUCCAGUUUUCAGUCACUAGUGGUGUCCUCACCUGAGGCCAGUCCUGUUUAUCUACCUGGAUGAGGGGAUCAGGUGACUCUGAUUUCUGAGGGACUAUUGAUCUGCCAGGGGCAGGCAGGUUAUUCAGCAGGCUCUGAACAAACUGGGUUAUGGGCCAAGGCCAAUUGUCUGAAGUUCAAGGCCAAGUGUCAGGUUUUGUCCCUUGGGUCACAAAGACCCCAUGCAGCACUACAGGCUGGGGCAGACUGGCUGGGAAGCUGCCCAGAAGAAAAGAACCUGGAAGUGUAGGUUGACAGCAUCUGAACAUGAGUCACCUGUGCCCAGGUGGCCAACAAGGCCAUUGGCAUCCUGGGCUGCAUCAGCAAUAGUGUGGCCAGCAGGACCAGGGUAGAGAUUUUCUCCCUGUAAUUGGGAGGACUGGUGAGGCUGCACCUCAUGGACUGUGUCCAUUUCUUGUCCCCUCACAACACAAAGGACAUUGAGGGUCGGGAGCGUGUCCAGAGAAGGGCAAUGGAGCUUGUGAGGGGUCUGGAGGACAAGUCUUGUAAGAAGUGGCUGAGGGAGCUGGUGUUGUUUAGCCUGGAAAAAAGGAAGCUUCAGGCAGAUCUUAUUGCUCUCUACAACUCCCUGAAAGGAGGGUGUAGCCAGGUGGGGGUUGCCCUCUUCUCCCAAGGAAAAAGUGACAGGAGAAGAGGACAUGACCUGAAACAGCCUAUGCAGAGGUAACGUGAGGCAUCAGAAGGAAUUUCUUCAUGGAUAAGGUCAUUAAGCGUUGGAACACAACACCACCAGGGUGGUGGUGAGUGUUCAUGAAGUUACUGAAUGUGGCACUUUGUGCUCAGGUCUAGUUGACAAGGUGGUGAUUGGUGAAAGGUUAAACUUGGUGAUCCUGGAGGUUGUUUGCAACUUAAAUGUUCUGAUUCUGUGACUUGCCUUUAAGGCUUAGGACAUGUAGUAGCUUUCUUAGUGGUGGGAAUGGAAAUAUGUGUCUCUACUUUCAGCAAUUGUCUUAACCACCAGUCUGUAGAAUAGUUCUUAUAAGAAAUGUGGUUUGGUGGUUUUUUCCUGCUUCACAAAACUUUUCACUUCUUAUUGCAUUAUAUAUAAAGCUACAAGGUAAGCAGUCUUGGGAAAAGCAAAUGGAAUGUAAACUGUUUCUCUGAGAGCUUCCUGAUGACAAGACCAGAAUUUCAUGGAUUUUUUUGUCAUUGUGCGCCAGACAAUUUCCUCUGGAUUACUUUAUAGACGUCAUUACCACAUGUGUUUUAAGAGAAAAAUAUCUUCCUUAAAAUAAUAAGUAGGUACUUGUAACUUAGUGUUUUCUUCUGUGAUCACAAAUAGGGAGAGGCAUUUAACUGGAGGUAAAACACCUAAGCACCAAAGAUUGGUGGGGUUUUUUUUGUUUUUUGUUUUUUUUUUUCAAGAAUUUUCUAUUAUUGGUUUAUUUCAGGGAGCAGCUUAAAGGAAACAGGGAAUGGCUGGGGUCAGGGAGGAAAUGCAUGGGAACAUCUUAAACUGACUUUACUGUCUGAAGACAAGACAAUGAAUCAUGCAACUACACUCGAAUACAGAUGUUUGUAUUCCUUUGAGGGAGGAGCUGGUCAAGUGCUUAAGUAGUUCUGCAGCACCUCUAAACUUUUUAGAUGUGAAAUUACAAUUUAUUGGACUGUAGAGUGCUACAGAGUCCCUAUCAGAAUUAUGUACUCUCAGCAGUACAAAAAACUCACAUUUUUAUUUAAUACCUUUACAUAUAGUCCCAAAUGUAAAACUACAUAUUUUCAUAACCAGCAAUUAAGGUAUUAAAAUAUAGGUAAUACAAAUGAAAACCCCCAAACAAACAAACAAACAACCUCUACAAAACCCAAGUAAUGUAUAAUCCAAGAGAUAAGUACAUUGGAUACAGUCUGUGGGUUUGUUUUUUCUUUUUUUCCCUCCAAGAACAGUUUUAAAACAAAAGCACAAAUUCAUCACUCUUGGCCAAAGAGUUCAUAUUUAGGGAAAACAAUUUGUAGGGAAUGAACUCUUCUCCCUGCCACCUCACACUUGGAUCCCAAAUGUGUUUCUGACUUGGGACCUCUGUCAACACAUAAAUAUAGAGGAAAACAGGCAAGAUUAGCAAGUGAGUUGUAAAUAAAUGCUUAAAUAAGAAGAAUGGGAAAAUGGGGAAAAUACUUAAGGAAUAUGAUUUUAUGAUAGAUAAUUGCAGGUGGUAGGUGUGUAUAUUUGUUGUUCUUCUUGAGCAGUCCUUGCCAAGAGAGAUUAUAUGCAUCAACUACUUUGCCUGGUUUAAUUUAAAUUUAAAGUGUUUUACUAAUUUUGUCUCCAUUCAAAUGGCCUUUAUUUGCAAAGAUCACACUUUGUUCUGCUUUUCUCUGAACAGUUUCAUGUUUUCUUUCUAAUGUAUUUUUUUUUAGUUGUCUUUUGAACACAUGCUCACCUGCUUUAGAGGAUCCAAAGCUGCUAAUAAAAACACCCCAUAAUAUAUAACAGAUGCAGAAGUGAAUAUAAGUGGAAACAGUUGAAUAAGGGGAGCAGACCCAGAGCUGUCAUCAAGCUCUUCACAGUCACUAGAUUUUUUUUCACCUGCUCAUGCAGUGCUUGCUCAAGACCUGUUGGCUGUGACUAUAUGUUUCAUCUCUCACCAUUUUUUCCCCCUCCACCUCACAGGCUCUUUCUGAAAGCUUGUGAGUAUAUUGAAUUCAUCUUUAAAUCCUGCUAAAUGUGCUAAACAAUGUAAAGUGGUUGCCAUUAAAAAGACAAAUAUAUGUGCUGCCAAUAUUUUAACUAGGACCUCCUUCUAAAGUCUGUCCUUGGAGACUUUCUGGAAUCCUUCCACUUUUAGAGAAACUGGUGUGGAAGGGUAUAUGUCAGCUUGGUGAGGAGACCAUUGGAGGGCUAGGAGAUCUUUUGAUUAUUUUUCUUUAUAAACAAAGUGCAUGUUGGGAAGAAAUACGGAAAUGCCAGUUGACAACAUUUUAUACAGAAUUUGUGUCUGUGGCCUAGUCAUGGUAGACAUGCAAAAACGGUAGACAUAUUGAAAAUAUAUGGUUCUAUAUGUAUAUUUGGGAGCAAAACAAAAUUUUUCUUUCUUCAAAAAUGUCUUUGAAAGCAAUUGUUGUUUGCUGUUCUCUAUCCACACGUGAAAGAUGUGUUUACAGAAGUUUUUCUAGAUGUGUGAAGAAUGUCUUGGGCAAGAUGUCUUUAAACAAGAUGCCGAGAAGCUUUUAUUUGUAUGCAAAAUUCAGUACUCCAGAAAUUGUAAUUUAAUGUGCAUUCCUUUCCUUUCAGGAGUGUUUUCAGAUUCCACACCAGGAUUUUUUGUCUUUUUGUUCUUUGUGGAUUUAAAAAAAAAAUUUACAAAAAGUAGAGUCUAUUAAAACAAGCUUAGAAUCUAACAGCUGAUAUGUAAUAGUACAGUCAGUCUCACUUUUCAUUGUGAGCUUUUUCUCCAUUUGCUGGUUGUAGUAAUGUACAGUAAACUUAUGGAAGAAGGACCUUCUUGGUGGCACACCAGAAUAAUUCUCUUGUGUUAAACCAGAAUACUUAAAAGGCUGUCAAUUUGAUUUCAUUUAAGUUUUGCUUACAUGUCCUAUAGUACUUGGCAGUACAAUGCUGGAGUGUGAAAUAAGCUAUAGAGAUUUUUUUAGAGGAUGUGUGAUCUGACUCUUUCUGUUGGUAUCACAGAGAACACAUCCUCAGUUCCCUACCAGAGAGUGCAGAGAAAAAUAGUUUUGGUCUCCUUCCCUUUCUCUCUCCUCUUUCCAUUAUCCCAUGUGAAAUGAAAUGCAGUGCUCCUAACAAAAAGUUAUAGAUUUUUUUUCCCCAGCUAAAUUAAAUAAUAGCAUUUCUGCAAUUGACUGGUGCAUGUUCAAAGGAGUUUUGUGUUUUGUGAUGUUUAUUGAUUUGCUCUAUCUGUGUUCAAUAUGACUCUGAUUUUCUUUCUAGAACUGAGCUACAGGGUCUUCACUUUCUAUUCCACAGACCUCUUGAAAUCGCACAUCUCUCUUUGUUAUGCAGUCUAGUGUCACUUGCCUGUUCAGAGGCAGAGCAGGACAGCCAUGAAAGUCAGUUUGUCAUUUUGUGUUAUACUGUGCACUUCCUUUCUCCCUGCUCAGUAUAUGCCUUUAAAUAUAAUGUUGAAACUAGCUCUGCUAUAGAGAAACCUGUCUGUUUUGUUUACAGAUGCUUUGUACUGGGCAGACAGACAAAUUAUAAAUGGAACUUUAUUCUCUUUUGUUUGCAGCCUCUUCAAGUCUAUGUGGUUGAUAGUUUUAAGUAUGCAUAGAAAUAAGCAUGCACUAAAACAUCUGGAUCCAAGUGCUGACCUCAGUUACUCACUGUAAAUCUGGACAGGAACUGUUAUCAUUUGGUUUUAUGCUGGUGCUAUUAAGAUAAAGAAGGGGAGUGAUUUAUUAGUGAUGAACAGACUUUAUAGCUGUCUCAGCCUUGCACAAGUUUAUAGGGUUGUUUAAGUACCAAUACUCACAGAUUUAACUCCUUCUUUUAUUAUGUGUAAAAAACUCCAAGACAGAUCAUUCCUUGCAUAGGAAGUGAAUGGUGUGUAAGGGUUUAUUAAUUAAAAGUCCUGUUAUUUGAGGAAAUUACUUGUUGGAUUUUCUUUAAAGUUUCAGAGCUCUUGUACAAUUCUUAAUUCAACUAGUUCAUAUUUUUUUAUGCAAUAUUUUUGUCUGAUAUGUAUCACUAUUGCAUGAGCAUAUCCUUGGCUCAAAAGAGGACCAUUAGCAAGACAGUGAACAUUUGUAAUUUCGUUCAGGGAUGAGGACACAUAAAUACAUUGACACAUUUUAUGGACGCCUGAAGAAAUGUUAACCAAUAUUCAAAAGGGAUGCAGGCAUGAGGAAAAAGCUUUUUUCAGGGGUAUUGAUUGUGAUUUAGAAUUAUCACUGCUGCUUGGUUUCUUGUCUUUUCAUUCAUAGCUCUGUAUUUUUUCAAGCUGUACUGUAAAGAAGAGAGAUAAACAGAUAAAUAAAUUUGCACAUGUAGAAAGAAUAAAGAAUAAUAUAGUUGAAGAAAAAACACUUCAGUCUAAGAACUUUUGUCUUGGUUACUUUAAAUAUUGAAUGAGCAUAAAAUACAGUGAUCUUAUGUCUUUUGAAUAGUGUCUAAAUAAAUUAACAUUGUGGGAUAUACUUUAUUAUAUUAUUGAUGAAUUUUUUGAGCAUUUUAAACAUUUUUUAAUGUGCAAAAAUGAAACUUCUGUGAGAAAACUGCCAAUAAAAUGAUUUUAAUUUAGAAGUCACAGAAAAGACAGGAAUGACUGCUGUUAUAAGUCCUGACACUGCACCACUGAAGUCUGCGCUAAUACUGUCUUGUUCACUAGUCACUGACUCUGGAUAAACUGUACAGUUUCUCUUUAAAAGGUCACCACAGCAACUUAAUAUUUAAGAUUAUUGGAAGGCUCAAGAUAUAUUUAUCAACCUCAUCAGAAUAAAAGUAAACUUUUAGGAGGAAUGCUUAAAAAGUAAAUCUUUUAAAGAAGGUUUCUGUUUUCUGUAUUCUGAAAAACUAUUCAAUGCCCAAGAGUAUAGCACUGAAGAUACUGAGUGUAUAAUUUUUCCAUUAACAUAAGCAACACAUAGGAAUUUUCCUGAGAUACAUAUAUAAGUAAAUGCAAAAUCAAGGCCUUAAAACAGCCCAGAAAUGCUGAGCUCUCACUGUCUACAGCUUUUCAGAGCAGGCACUACUUUCACUUACCUGAAAAUGGUUUUUAUCUUGACAUGCAUAUAUAAAAAUUUUAUGAGUUCUCAAGAAUCUGUGAGAAGUUAUGCAACUAUACUCUGGAGGGAAAGGGGCACAAAAUUCCCUAAAGGUGGAUGUUUAAAUAAUACAGAGAAAUUGUGAACUAACAUAAAAUCCUUAUUGAACAGCUCAUGGAGACGUGGUCCUUUCAAACACACUGAGUUGAGAGCUCUAAAAUAUUAAAGUGAUUUCUGAUGUUCAGCUUUAAGGCAAUAAAAAUAGAUCUUCAAAUAUUUAUGUAUGAAUACUGGGCUUAUACAAUAUUAAUGGCCAUCAGGAGGAUGCUGCAGAUUUGCAGACCUACCAUUUCCUAUGCUGGUAUGCUACACAUAUGUUCCUUACUUACUUAUAUAGUGACAAGUCCUGUGUUUGAAGUGGAAAUUAUUUGAUGAAGAUUUUUUAAUGUACACUAUUAAUGCAUGUUAUACAUUGGUCAGGACAAAGACAGAGACAGCUGGCAUGUUAAGGUACACAAAGUAUAUUUGGUCUGAGGCCAAAGGUACAGAUAUUCAUUUAUGGGUAUACAUUGUUUCAAGAGAUUGGAUGUUUCUAUUAAUUAAUUAUUUUCAUACUUGUUAUGAUUUAUUUAAAUUUAAUAAACAGGUGGGUUCAGAA